AGACGGUACGCACACUCAGCGGCGCUCGCUCGCUCGCAUACGUGCGUGUUCACGACCCGAGCCAGCCCCUUGAGCCGCUGUCGCGGGAGCAGCAGUAAAGCCGUUCGCCCACCCGCCCGCCUCAGUCAGUCACACACAGCCCUGAGGAGGGAGGAAAGGAAGGCGAGGGAGCGGGCGGGAUUAUUAUGGGCUGUGGGUGCUGCUGCUGAGAGCUGAGCAAAAAUGGAGCUGUCUGCUGUGGGCGAGCGGGUGUUCGCGGCCGAAUCCAUCAUCAAGCGGCGGAUCCGAAAGGGACGCAUCGAAUACCUGGUGAAAUGGAAAGGCUGGGCCAUCAAGUACAGCACUUGGGAACCUGAAGAGAACAUCUUGGAUUCCCGUCUGAUUGCAGCCUUUGAGCAAAAGGAACGUGAGCGUGAACUAUAUGGACCUAAGAAGAGAGGACCCAAGCCUAAAACUUUUCUGCUGAAGGCUCGGGCCCAGGCGGAGGCCCUACACAUUGGGGAUGUACAUUUUUCUGUCAAGCCUGGUUCUAGCACAUCCUCACCCAAACUUCACUCCAGUGCUGCAGUGCACCGGCUGAAGAAGGACAUCCGGCGAUGCCACCGUAUGUCUCGUCGCCCUUUGCCCCGCCCAGAUCCCCAAAAUAGUGGAAUUGGUGGGGGCACUGGCAUACGCCCUCCUGUCUCUCCCUUUUCAGAGACUGUCCGCAUCAUCAACCGCAAGGUGAAGCCUCGUGAACCUAAGCGCAGUCGCAUCAUUCUCAACCUGAAGGUUAUUGAUAAAGGUGGGAAAGCAGGAGGUGGGGGAGGAAGUAUGGCUCGGUCCAAGAUCCCUUCACGAAACCGUGUCAUUGGCAAGAGCAAGAAGUUCAGUGAGAGCAUGCUUCGCAAUCCGAUCCGCCACAUGAAAUUUGGAAACUUCCCGCUGUACAGCAAGCUAUCUGCUCCAGUCCCAUCCUUGGAGGGGAAGACAGAAGCAGGAAGCUCUCAAGGUGCCUCAUGCGGCCUCAUGGGCUCUACUGCCUACGAUGCUCGCAGUUCCAGUAGCUCUGACUGCCCCUCACCAGCUCCACACUCCUCAUCUGAUCCAGAUGAUUCCCCACCAAAGCUGCUUCCUGAGACACUAAGCCCAGCCAUUCCUGACUGGCGUGAAUCAGAGGUCCUUGAUCUGUCAAUUCCACCAGAGUCAGCAGCCACCAGUAAGCGGUCUCCUUCCGGAGGAGGGGGUCAGAUGCCAUCAUCUCCAUCCUCUUCUGACCCAGAGCAGGAGGCAGGUGAUUGGCGUCCUGAAAUGUCUCCUUGCUCUAAUGUAGUGGUCACUGAUGUCACCAGCAACCUCCUGACAGUCACCAUCAAGGAAUUCUGCAAUGCAGAGGAUUUCGAGAAGGUGGCAGCAGCUGCUGGUGGUGGAGGCAGCAAAUGAGAGGCUGCCUUCUUCUUUCAGCGUGGUUGCAGGGAGGGGGAAGGGACAGGGAGGCUCUACUGCAAGAUCAUGCAUGGUGUGAAUGCCUGUGUUCUUUCGCUCCUCUUCCUCUUCAUCAUCCAUUUUUUCUGUCUUUGCUUGGAAAUUAAGAGGAAUGGGAAUGGAUGUGUCUGAAGUUUCCAAAUGUCACAGCUGCUAGGGGUUAUGGUGGGGUAUGAAUUUCCCUUUUGCCUUCAAGGAUUAUGUUGCACUGACUUGGAGCUGGUGAAUAAGAACUGGGGUGAAUAGGUGGGCAUGUUUAAGAGAGGAAGGAUAGAUGUUUCCAUCCUCUUGAAUGAAACGAGAGAUCCUUUGGCCAACCCAGGCAGAGUCUGUACUCCCUAUUUUCCAGUUCUCUGCAGCUCUGUCCCUGUCACUUCACUCUUGUAUCUGUGACUUGGGUAAGAUUGCAUUGACUGUACCCUGGGAAGAAGAAGUUUUUUUAAGGGGAAGGGAGCUUAUGUUUGUGUGGGGGUACUACUACAGAACAUCUGGGGGAACUUGUGUGCCCUAACCCUUCAUUGUGCUCCUGAACACUCUUCCCCCUUACAUAUGCUAGAGAUGCUAACUUGGUAAUUGUGUAGAACUUGGAGACCGCCUGGACACAUUUUCCCUCUCCCAUCUAUCUUGAACCAUUCCUCUCUUAAUCCUGGUUCUAGCACAUUCUGCACAUUUUUUGGUGUUGGGGGUCAUCUAGUUUCUUGAGCCUUAUUAAGUUGUCAGUCUUGUCCUAGAUCUUGUGUCCUGUUGCUUCUGCAUUUAAAAAUGUGUCCCCUUCCUGAAACCGACUAAUGAUGAAAAGAAGAGGAGCCACUCAUCCAUCCUCCGGUGUAGGAGGUAUGGAAGAGCUGUGCAAUGAGAAUGAGGCCUGUUAUUCUUGGUAACUCCACCAUCCUUCCAGUAGAUGGGUAAAAGGAGAGUCUGCUUGUUGCACUCACCCCACCCCAUCUACAUCUCUCUCUAGGUGAGUGAGAUGGAAGAACAUUCACUUCUGCGAUUCCUAGGAUCUCAAACUGCCUCUAUAGUUGCCAACCAAAGGUGCUAAGAACCUAUUGUAAAAUCUUACUAUGUGUCUGUUGGAUCUUGGUGUGUGUGUGGCAUGCCUGUGCAGUGUGUUUGCCUCUCCCAUCCAUCUGCCCAUAAUACCAUGCUUUUCGUGAAUAUAUUCUGACUGAAAUCUUAACACGCUGUCUUGGAAGAAGGUAAUAAUGUGGCUGCUUUUGCUGUUUCCCCACCACCCCGCAUAAUGUGUUAAUAACUAUGAACUCAUAUAUUGAUGUCCAAGAUUCACUGCAGAUGUAAAACUAUUUCUGCAGACUUUUACUCUGCAGUUUUUCUGCCACCUUAUGUUCCAGCCUUGUUGCAAGUUUCCCUUUCCCCUCCUGUGUGCCUCUUUUGUUACCAAUGCUGUGUGUGUGUGCGUGUGUGCAGUGUUUCCUGUCAUACUAUUUGUAAUCUUUGUUACAUUGUGGGGAGAAGGGGUGCGUGUGAGGUAAUAACUUUUCUUAAGGGCUUGUCUGCAUGCUAUGCUGUCACUGAAGUGAAUGAAUCCAGUUCUUAAUGGCAUCUCUCUUCCCAAUAUUCCUAUGUGAACUUUCUUCCUUUCAAGGGCUUGCUUAGUUGUUGUUGUUUUUACAUUGGGUUAAUUAUUUAUCAAUACAUGUAAAAGCUGGUGCUGCAAAAACUGUGGCUUUUGCUCCUUAACAUUUUUUUUAAACUGGGGUGCUUUAACUCCUCAGUAUGUCAUAUUAGGAAGGAACUACUCUCUUCCCUUUUUUUUUUAAGCUGUCCCACCUUUCCUCAUUGAGUUUGCAAAGUUUGACUUGGCUAUAUCUGUGCUUUAAAAAAAAAGCCUGGACUUUGCCAAUGACACAAUUGAGAGAUGAUGUGUGGUGAUACCUUAUUAAUAAUUAUCUUAAAUAUGAAUAUAGAGAUGCCUACCAAAAGCAAAAUGUAUACGUUAAGCAGUGUGAUUGUCUGUGACAGUUUGAGUGUAGUCAAUACCUAAGACACAUGAUUCAAAACGUUGCUAUUCCUUUAUCCUACCAUGCAACAACUUUUGUGUCUUUUAAAAAAUUAUUUUAAAACAAGUGAAAUCUAGAUGGUGUGCUGGCUUAAGUACUUCCACACUUCUCCCACUGAUGUAUGUCUUUGUAAUUCCACAGGUGCAUGCUUUGGAAUAGCUGUUUGUUGUUUUCAGUGAGACAAGCUGUAUCAUUUCUUUGCCUCAAAAGAAGUGAGGAAGGGGUUUUUUCAUGGGAGUUUAUUUUAAUGGCUGUAGCUUCAAAGGUGGGUGGGCUGGGCUGAGGGGGAGAGAUGUAUAAUGGGGGAUGGAAUAGGGAGACUUGUAUUAAAGAGAAGAUUUUAAAGGAAAAAUUGAAGAAAUAUUUUAUGAAGCUGCAAGAUGAACUAUUAUACUGGAUGGGUGCAUACUAGUCAAUCGUGUUUUGAGAUUGCUUGGUAUGUUUGUGUGGUGUUUGGUUUUGAAGUUUGUCUAAUAUUUGAAAAAAGUAGAUGGACAAUAUAAAAGGGAAUUUUAAUAGGAAACUCUUCAGAUAUUUUAGCACAUGUGUUCUUGGCAGAUUUUUUCCCUUUCCCUGGAGUCUCUUGUCACUGUUGGUUUCUCUGAGUUUCCAUAGAGUAGAUGCUGUCCUUGGAGAUGUUGUGUAAAACUAUAGUCUUUUAGAAGCUGAUUUAUUUCAUGUAUGGUACCUCCAAUGGCAUCAGGUUGACUUUUUUGUUCAUUCUGUCAGUACUAGGAGGAGGAUAGUGCUCAACAGUAGCUUUGGAAUUUGUUCCAGUCAAAAUAGAGACCCAGUACUAGAAAUAGUGGUUUGGGGGCAGCUUCACAUCGUAAGUUAAAGACAGUUUUCUAUUUCCCCUUCAUGACGCUUAAACAGUGGGGUAAGGGAGCAUGUUUGACAAUAGAGUAAAUACGUGCCUAAGGGUGAAUUUGGCUAUAUUAUUAUUUUAAACGUAUACCCCACUACUUACUCCAACUCACAUCCCUAUCCUACGAUCCCAACAUGAUGGACAUGGUUCUCCCCCCUCAUCCUCAUUUUGUCCUCACAACAAUCCUGUGAGGUAGGUUAAAUUGAGAGAUUGUGACUGGCUCAAGGUCACUAGUGAGCUUCGAGGUUGAGUGGGUCUCCAGGUCCCAGUCCGACACUCAGAUCACUAUACCAUACUGAUUACUGGGUGUGUGUAGACAAUGUGUCUACAUACAUAUGCUUUUUCCAUAGAUUAGUUUCUGUGAUAAGUGAUAAACAAAUAGGAACUUAUCUUUCCCAUAACAUGUGAAGCAACCUGAGUGUCAGAGAGGAGUACCCAUCUGCUGGAUUGAAGCCGUAGUCCUUUGGGACUCAAAUUACAAGCAUCUGUUCCCUGGAUUAAAAAUACUUAUUCAGAUACCAACUCCUAGUGCCAUGAUGCCAAUGCUGGAACUGCAUUUAGCACCAGGAGUUUGGUGCAGUGGUAGUUGAUGAGGUGGCACCAUGCUGAUCCUUUUAGUCUAUUUAGCCAUAGGAGUGGGAUUAAGAACAUAAGAAGAGCCUGCUUGAUCAGGCCAGUGGCCCAUCUGGUCCAGCAUCUUGUUCUCAAAGUGGCCAACCAGAUGCGUGUGAGAAGCCCACAAGCAGGACCUGAGUGCAACAGCUGUGUGCCUGCUUGUGAUUCCCAGCAACUGUCAUUUAGGGGCAUACUCCAUCCAGCAGUGGAGGUGGAACAUAGCCAUUGUGGCUAGUCGCUAUUGAUAGCCUUCGUCUCUGUUAAAGCCAUCCAAGUUGGUGGCCAGCACCAGGAUUGGCAGUCCCUGUCUGGCUCAUAGUUGUGUGUGCCGAACUGAGUUACAUUAGGCAAGUUAACAGCAAAGCCCUGGCAGAUAGAUGAUUGAGGAGCCGACUGAAUGGAGCAGAGUUUGUGCUGUGCUAAUAGUUGGCUGCAUCAGUGUUACCUUCUUUGUCUCCCUACAACAAGCUAUGUUGAGAUCAUAGGCUGGGGAUAUGGAUUGGAGUAAGUAGUCUAAAGAUAUGUGGGACAAAUGAGUUUGCAUAGUACCAAGAGCCACUCUGAUGCAAAGACAAGCUUGCUAUUAUGGUUGUGAUCUUGAUCACUUUUUUGGCAUAGCAGCCCCAGCCUCUAAUAACAUCCCUUAGGAGUUCUGUGCAGCCAGGAUUGUACCAGCCUGGUAGCUCAUUUGCUUGAACAUUUCUCCUCCCCUUCUAGAAAGAAGCAUCACUCUUGAAGAGGGAGGAUCAGAUGUUUGCAACACUGGAAUAGGGUUGGUUGGUUUUGCCUUGAAAUUUCCCUCCUUAGUUGGCACACAACCUCCAAAUUGUGUUGAUCUUUUCUGUCAAGUGGCAAGCCUUGUUCCUAACACAUUCUAGUCACUAGAGGGUGACCGAAGGCUACGGUUACUGCUUCAUGAUUUGAGCUGUUCAUGUUUGCCUUGAAUUUUCUUUCAUGUAAUAGAUAAGAGACAUCCUGUACACACCCUUUCUUCAAAGAUGGCGUGUGAACUGGAUGUGGGAGAACCAGGGGAAUAUUCUUUUUGUGUCUGUGCCAUGUUUGUUGUCCUUUUUGUUCUUAGAGGAGAGUUUGAAUGGGGGGGAGGGGGGAGAAAGAAAAUACUAGUUUUGCAAAAAAAGAAAAAGGUUUUUUAAAGGUAAUGAGAUUUUUACAUACAGAGGAGGAUAGAGAAUUUAAAAAUAUUAAAUGCAGUGAUUGCACAAACUAGUGAUUUUAGCUGGUCCUUAAAGAAAAGAAUAUUUUUAGUAUAUGUGUGUGGUAGGGAGGGUGGUGUUCAGAACAUUCAGAUUGGGUGAGGGGAGAGCAAAGAGUGUGGGAAGAGUAGCAGUUUUUAAGCUGAAAAAGCAAGUCCAUAAAAAGCUAUUUUCUCUUUCCUCUGCUACCCUUCACUCGACGUGGGGAGAGAGAAUGCCCCCCUUCCUGGAUAUGGUGGAGCCAGAGUUCAGCCUGGUUCUGGUAAAGGUUUGUUAGAUGGAUUAUGUGGCAUUUUAUCAUUCACGAGCACAUGCAAAGGUAAAUAGCCUGGACCUCAAGAUGAGCUACUGAGGUGAGACCUAUUAAACUAAAUGGGACGUGUUGCUGCUUUGUGCUUGUUCAGUAAGAUCUACGAUGUCAAGCAAGCAGGAAAUGUGUGUGUUAGCUAUGAAGCAAACAAAUAGAAGCUGGCAAAACACCCUCCUUGUUUAUCAACAGGUAAACUGUAGUGCAUACUAGGUUUGGCAUUCAAGAAAUCCCUCUAAAUAACCAAAUUCAUUCGACAUCUUCCAGGUCCACUCAGUCCAGAGAUUCUCAAGUAGGUAAUAGCCUUCCUUAAUCAGGAGAAGUGAUUGGGCCCUUUCUGAGAGUAGCGAGCUAACACAGGCAGCUUGGGUUGCAGUCAUUUCCUUCUGGGCUCUGAGGAAAAGCAAGGUGAAAGGAGCAAGGGAGUUCUCACAGGCCAAGUUUGUGAUCAAGAGUUUGGCACAAAGGAUACAAUGGAAGGCGAGAGCCCAUGAAAAAGGGGAAUGUUAGCCAGUGUGAUAGCUGAGUGUGAGUCCUGUCCCCAGAGUUUUCUGUGUGGCAUUGACUGGUAGAAAAUGGGAUGGCACUCUGUCUCCUGGUCCAAACAAGGUAUGCACAAGUACCAGGCCUAGCAGGAACCAGGAAAGAGUUCACACAUCCCCUGGUAGUAGCUUGUGCCAUCUCGAUUCCACUUUCAGAAUUACAGCUUUAACCUUAUCAGGAGAAUCCUUGUAAUCCAAGUAUGUUGAAUGUCUUGCUAACCAUUUGGAUAGAUGCAGGUAUAUUCUGUCAGGAUAUCAAGCUGGUUUUUUUUUAUGAGUGCAAAUGCCAGAUCUAUAGAAGACACUACCCUUAGUCCACCUCUGUAUCUUUAGAUAGCAGAGGAAUUGUCUUCUGGUGUUCAUAGAAAGCACACUGAGACAAGGAGAAUGAAGGGUGGCAGUUUUUAUUGGAGGGAGACUGUUCUGCUACUUGGUGGACAGUAUACGUUUGUGUCUGUAAAAAUAGCGUUCAUAUUUAUCUCUUGCUUUCAGAAUUGCACCUUUCCUUCCAUGCUCUUAGUUGCUCACUUGUAGCUAGCAGCAAAGCAUAGCUGAAAUGGAAGUUUGGCAUCUGUUUAGGAAAAUGUAUUAGAUAAAUCAGAAAGCAAAAUCUUUUCUGCUGCGUUGUCCUGCUUUCUGUAUUGUGCAGAGAACUGUUUUUUAUCUGUUCACUGCUCUCUUUUUCUCAUCUAUUCCUUACCAGAAGAACUGUGAUAUCCUUCCUUGGUGGGACAGAGUCCCGUGUCUCUGUAUGCGCUAACCUGUAUGUCAUAAUUGGUUAUCGAUAGGUUAUGGUUGCAUGUAAUGGGCAGUGAUGGCAAAGUUCUGAGAAUAACAAGCCAGACCUGUGAUUCUUGGUGACCCACUGAAAUACAGUGCCUCCUGUCUCAGGAGAAAUCCCUUUUUUGUUCAAUAACUUAGUGUCCUCUUUGUCAAGAGAGGCCUAUCUUCAACCCUACCUCCAUUGUAAAGUGGGUGCUAGCUGAGCUGAGUCUUCCUGGUUAAUACUCUCCCAUGUUUCCCCUCUUGGGUUUAGGGGAGGUUCAGUUGCUUUGCAACAUUAUUUCUUGACCACCAUCUAUGUAGGGUGCAGUUGUGCGAGUUAACUACAUUUGAUAACUGCAAUGGAGGAAAUCGGGAUAAGGGGAUUUUUUCCCCCUGUGCUUGAUAUUGUCUCUGCUGGGGAAUGGUUAGGGAUAUGGAUCAAACUGGGAGAUGCCUUGGUUCCAGUCGGUAUAUGAUACCUGUUUGGCCUUUGGCAAGGAAAUGUAAGAGGCCUGGAAUGGAUUCCCUGCUAAGAGUGCAGAGUAUCUUUGUUAUGAACCACUGUGUUGCUAUUUCCCCACCCUCCUUUCCUCUUUCCCUGAGGCCUUGCACUGUUUUGCCUGGUGCAUCCUUUGCUCCAGUGUUGCUUGCUUUGCUGCUUUUUUGACUGUCCACUAGUGGUGCAAGAGCUGGGAUCUUAUUUUCUUAUUACUGAAGCAUAUGUUGUGUGUGUGUAUAUAUAUUAUAUAUAUAUAAAAAAUCCUCCACUUAACCCACCACAUUGCUUUGUGUUAAGCAAAGGCAGCAUGGGCCAGUAGCAUGGCCAUAAUGCAGAGAACUAAGAAUGCCUGGAUGCCAUGGUCUGCGAGCACUUAGCUUCCUUUAGGGAUCUCCUAUUUUCCUUACUCAAAUACAAGCUGGAGGGGCCUGUUGUUGUGAAAGCUGCUCGCAGUGGUUACACAGCCCUAAUUGUACUCAGUAUUUUCCCCAUAAUUCUAUCUUUCAAGCAAUUCAGGUUUUGUGGGGCCACAAAAGAGGAGCUUGGAGUAGGAAUAUUCUCCUUCAACGUAUGCCUUCCUCUCCAAGUUAAUGCAGCCCCAACAAGAACACCCUGACUGCUGUUCAGUCACAUUCUUUGUAGUCUCUCCUGUCGAACUUGAGAAGUCUACUGGUUCUUAAUGACAUAAAUAGAGACGUUAUUGUCACAUUGCUUCUGAACUGUUAAAUGCUUGGCAUAUGAGCAACAUAUGAAGCCACCUUAUUGUCCCAACUAGCCCAUUAUUGAUCCAUCCAGCCCAAUAUUGGCUGAUGGGUGGUGGUGCUAGAACAGUUUAAACAUUUCAGACAUAUGUCUUUUCCAGCCCCUUUUAAUGGGAUAUGUUAGGGAUUAAACCUGGGCCCUUACUGUUUCAAAAUGUGUGGUUUACCAUUGAACUAGGAUCUUUCCCAAUGUCAUUUGUAUGCCCUUUGUUUCAGUCCCAUGUUUCCUGAAAGGUGGUGUGAAACUGGCAUGCAUCUGUGUAUUUAGGUGCAACAGUGACACCGAUUAGAACCCAGGCUGUAUGUAGAUUCUUCAAGUAUAGGAUUUAAGUACAGGCUCUGGAAUUCAGCAUCUUGUAUGGGAUUUGGAAUUAAACAUCUUAAGAAACUACAUUCUUUCUCUUUAAAAAAUUUCUAACCUUUAUGGCUGCAAAUAUAAGUUUGAAAAUGUGUGAGCAAUGUGUGAUGGAAAAGCCAGAGUGGGGCCUGAACAGGAUUUCCAAUGGGAGUGGCAUGGGUUCAGUGGUCUGCAUAGUUCCUCUUGUGCCUCCCAAUUACUACCAGUAGCAGAAUAAAUUGUGCAAAGUAAGCAAAUAUAUGCAGAGGUACUUAAACUUGCAUGAUUUAGGUUUGCUGCAACUUUGGAUGAGUGCAAAGUCUAGAUUAUCUUGUUGAAUAGAUAAUGUUUUUAACCACAAAAUGCACGAAGUCUUCAUUAGGACAGUCUGGAGAUGGAGAGCCUCCAGUCCACCAAGCCUCUGCAUCCAAGCCCCACUCCCUCCAGGCCCCUCCCCCCCCCCACUGACCUGUAAUCUCCAGCCAGCUGAGCAGCGUGGGGGGAGGAAACCCAUAUACAGAUACUGUUCAGCUGAUCAGAUUACAUGUCAGCAGUGGGGAAGAGGGAGCUUGCUGUAUUUCCUGUGCUGCUCCUUUUUUACUGCACAGCAUAGCAGUAAAGUGGGCUGCACACAGAGAAAGGGAGUGGACUCUUCCUCUAUUUGUAUUUCUCAGUGUUUUUGUGCUGUGUUAAGAAAGGCAACUUACACCUUUCUCAACUUGCAGCCUCAGCACAGAAGCCAAGUGAGUUGUCUUGUACUGAUAUGCAGCCCCCAACCACUUUCCCCUGAGGGAAUGUAGCCUUCAAGGGGAGGGGAAGUUUCAAUACCCUUUACUUUUUCUCUAUCAAGUAAAAUAACAUUGUAAUGAAAGCUAUGAGGUCACAGGGUUGCUACAUUACUUACGAACUUGAUAGAGUUGGGCCAAAAGUUAAUUUACCACCUAUUGCUGUUCCUGUUAGUGACACUUAUGGGAUGCCACGUGUAAUAAGAGUCUAUGGGCUACACUAUCCUUAAUUGUUUAUUUUCUGGGCUGCUGGCCAACUCACCUAGCUGCAACUAGAGUAUACAAGGAUUCCACAGGGAUCAGGUUAGUGCCUCUGGUUGGCUGACAUCUUAGGACUGUUUGGUUGUGUGGGUGGGAAGAAAAAUGUAUGCCUUUUUGUAGCUUUAUUUCUUCCUCUGGGUAGCACAGGAUAAUGCUGUGUAAGGCUCUCAACAUUUCAGCUAGUGACAAGGAAGAAGCAUUCCCAAGAGGUACUUGGAUCCUGAUGACUCCUUGUUGAUGUGAAGCUUUCCGUAAGAGAAGUUCAAUCUCCAUCACUGGCCCUGAAAAGAUGUGAAUAACUUAUAAACAGGCAUUUUUGCCUGUCGUGGGAGAAAGGUAUAAUGCUUCUUCACUUGCUCACUAAAAUGAUGCUACAGUGAAGAUGGAGAAAAGAGAAUUAUAACGUUCUGGGGGGGAUGAAGUCAUGUGUAGUGUCAAGUGAAUAGCACAGAGAAAUAGGGGAGAAUGAAGGAAUACAAAUGCUCUGAAAGAACUUUCUCAUUUGCAACGGGUGGUCUAAAAUACUUAUAAGAUGAAGAUGUUUUGCAGCUUAACUUUAAAUUUGUUCUUUGAUUGGAUUCAUUUAGGUCCCAGUUCCAACAUGCUGGAAACCCAUUCCUAUUUUGCAUAGCACUUAAAAAAAUUAUAAGCACAUGCUUUAAAAGUUCAGCACUCUCAUACUGUAGUGUUAACUACUUUGGUAUUUUAAAUGGUUCCGCCCCUUCCAUUGUUAUUUGCCUGACCUCCAUGUUAAGUGUCUGUUUCAGUCUCUCAGGGAAUCAGCCAUUCCAUGCUGUGUUUCCAGACACAAGAAUGAUUUGCAGGAAUUGCCCUGUGUCAUUCAGUAGCAUAGUGGGAAAUAUUUAUUACUCGGAGAUUGACAAGGGAUACUGCUGAGACUCUUGAGUCUUUCAGUAGCCAUGUUUUGGAAAUAGUUAAAUGCAGUCAACAUGUUUGUGUUACAUGUUUUGGUACUGGAAUGACAUGGUGAAACAUUGUGAUGUUGCAUGUAUAGUAAUGUGGGAAUCAGCACCCAGUUCUUCUGUAAUCAGGCUUCUCAGUGGAGCAAGAUUGUAGCAAAUCCAGCUGGUUUUCAGAGGCUGCUGUAAAAUAUCACAUGCAUUUAGUGGAAGAUCACCCUGUGGUGUUCAUAGGCCCUUAUCAAUGGUAGAAAUAUGUCUUAUUAACCUGACAUUAAGUUGUGGUUUUAAUCCUCAGAAUACCUUUGCUCAUAGGACCUGAAAUGCAAAGAAUAGGAAAACCAAUGUAUAUGCAAAAGAUAGGCAGCAAGUUAUAUGGAUAUUUUCUAAGAUGAAUGCUACAGGGGUAGGUGGUUGAUAGAAAGUGGAAACUUCUGGAGAUAAGGUUUGUUUCAUGGUGGCUGCUGCUACCAUCCUGAGGUAUAUAUUUAACAAUGGCUUUAGUGAAGUUCUUGACACUUAUUUCCCCCCCUAAUUCCUUCAAUUUUGUCCUCAAAUCACUUAUCUGCCACAUUCUUGUCCUCUUGUCAGUUCUCUUGAAGAAAAGCCUCUCAUUUUCACAUAGACAAUUGCAAGGAGGUACAGAAUUGGUGCUUGCUCCUCCUUUGCAUUCACCCUUGCACUUGCCAAUGCCAGGCCUCAACUUUGCCAAAUCUGGUGCUGAUGUCAGUACAAUUCCACAGAGAAUUUGUGGAUCUUAUUAAUAUGUAAGAGCUUUCUAAGGUGAUUGAGGCACUCACUCUGGGCCAUACGAAACUUCAGAGUGUUUCUUUGUAAGUCUGCGCAUUUGUUUUUGCAAAGUUGAGGCCUUAUGCUAAAUUUUGUAAAACGGUGAGCUGAAGUGGUUGUAUACUCGCCUCUUGGCAUACAAAACAGGCUUUAAAAACCAAUAGCAAAAUAGAUAUCUGGUAACUUUAUUUUGGAAAAAUGCAUAUAUAAUGAAACAAUUGUGCACAAAUGAAGUGCUAUCUAUUAUGUUUGUCUUAGUCUUCAUUUUUAAACAUAGUGUUUGCAUUUGCUUGUUGCUUUUUAAAAUCCAGUUCUCAGCUGGCUAAACUGUCUAAAGUGGAUGGAUGGGACACAUAGUGGGGUGGGUGAUUGAAUCACCCCCCUCCCUUGGUAUUUCCAUCAGAAAAAGUGGCUUGCUCCAGGUUUUGCGGGGGGUUGUGCUAAUUACUCUCAUGUGCUUGUACAUUUUGUUCUUUCUGCUGCUCUUGAGUAUUGUAUCAAUGCCAGAAAUGGGGAGUUAAAAAGAUGAACCCCAAUAAAUUGUUACAUUCCAAAA
This is a messenger RNA of Rhineura floridana, 12704 nucleotides long. RefSeq names its product chromobox 6 (gene CBX6). The transcript is spliced from 5 exons. The record is from RefSeq and is a predicted model, not a curated record. The coding region runs from base 223 to 1422 and encodes 399 amino acids. Lineage: Eukaryota; Metazoa; Chordata; Lepidosauria; Squamata; Rhineuridae.